This is a messenger RNA of Cephus cinctus (wheat stem sawfly), 1046 nucleotides long. RefSeq names its product UPF0602 protein C4orf47 homolog. Bases 108 to 1040 code for a protein of 310 amino acids. Lineage: Eukaryota; Metazoa; Arthropoda; Insecta; Hymenoptera; Cephidae. The record is from RefSeq and is a predicted model, not a curated record. The transcript has 4 exons.
CAUAAAAUAGCGACUGGAAUUUUGACAAUUUCUUUUCUUCCUUUGGCUACGAAGGAUGAUACGUUUGUUUCUUUGAAGAAAAAUUCUUACGUGUUCUGGGACUCAGGAUGAAAAAACGACGUGCGGUCACGUUACAGGAAGUGGGUCGACAUUUUGGUAGAAUAGAUCUGGAUCGCGUUGGAUUCUUCGACGAUCCUCCGCCGGGACCUAAUGCGGAAUACAAGAAGGCCGAACUAUUUCGGGAAUACGUAACGAAGGGUCGUCAAUUGUUAGCUGGGUCAAUUGGAGAUGGUCUUUUUGAGAAGAAAUUUAUGCGGAUCCUUGAAGGGGAAGCACUGACGAAACCCUUGGAAGAAUCUUCAAAGAUUAAAGUUAAUUUGCCUAGAGGAGUUUUACUACCACCGUCCGGUGGUAAAAAGCAUUCGACGCCAGGAGAUUGGUACGGUUGCUUUGGUACAAGCCCAACCUACUUCAGUCCCCAGCUUAAAGACACAAACAAAAAGCCAGUUGGUCGGGAACCACCAAAUUUCAAAAUCAAACCAAAUCCUUUAGGAGGCCCUGGUUAUACGAAUAUUUGCCUAAGUCCUUAUCCCAAAUAUAUUAAUGAUCCUUACGACGUGGAGAGGACUGCUAGCACUAAGGCUGAAAAACCAGUAAGAUUCUUAUCGGCCAGUGCACCCCUCGAUUACUUUCCACCAAAUCCAUACACUGACAAAAAUCCUGGACCGACGUAUAUUCGUCCUGCAAGGACGAAAAGCAAGACUAUUGGUAAAGGAUGCUUUUACGUACCGUUUCCGAAAGAUCCUGGUGGACAGCAUGCCGGAUGCUUUAGCAAGUUUCCACCGUAUAUCAGUACACCAUACAAUGUCAAAAUGAAAAAUGAAGAUAAAAAGGUCCAAGUACAGAAAUGGAUGGGCGGCGCUCCUGAAUCAAGAUCAAAGUAUACUAAAAGUGCGAUUGAGCAAGUUACCAAAGUUUCAUGUCACAUAAACAAUUACACUGAUUAUGUACCAAAAGUUUAUCCGCUACCUGAAACAUAAAUUUUU